AUGGCACAUCCAUCCACUGCUCCAGCUGUCGCCACAACUGCAUCAUCCGCUGUGGAUUCCCCAGCCGCUACUGCAACUGCGGCAGGAGCAGCUACAAGCACUGUCACCACUACCGAUGCUGUUAAAUUGCACAAUUUGGAUGUUCCUUUAUCCAAUGGGGAAAUCGUCCAAAUCAACUUAGUUAACGACUUACCUGAGGAUCACAAUGAUUUGAUCGGGUUUCUUGAAGGAGAGCACUGUGGUAAGCAGUAUUGGAUAACCGUUGCUUCAGCAUACGCUAAAACUAAUAAACUAACUGAAGCAAUGGGGAUCAUUGAUGCCGCAUUGAAAUUAGACUACUUCGGUGAAGAAGAUAAAAAGUCGUUCCAAAGUUUCUUGGUAUGGCUUUAUUUCAAAUUUGUUUCCUUGGGAAUUGAAAAAGACCAGUAUUUGAACCAAGCCCUGGUGGAAAUUAACAAGUUGGCACAAAGAAUAAAGACGGACGCAAGUACAAGUACGUCGAAUAGUACUUCAAACAUCUUAUCUCAAGCAGUAUUGUUAUUGUUCAAUGGUCAAGAUGACGAUGCCUUGGAUAUCUUUGACAAGAUUUUACGAAUUGACCAAAACAAUUGUUUUGCUACAUUGGGUAAAGCUCAAGUUAUUUUAAACAAAACCAAGAAUUACUCAUUAGCAUUGAAAUUAUACCAACAAGUAUUGAUUUUAAACCCACUAAUGAAACCAGACCCUAGAUUGGGUGUUGGGUUAUGUUUCUGGUUCUUGAAAGAUGACAAAAUGGCAUUGGCUGCAUGGGAAAGAUGUUUAGAAUUGGAUCCUGAAAAUAUCAAGGCGAAGAUUUUUAUAAAUUUAGCUAAAUUCCACUUAGCAUUCAAUAACUCUUUGAGCGAUGAAGAAUUCUUGGAAAAUUACAAGACUUGUUUAGUGGAAGUGUCCAAGAUUAAUGCAAAAGCACCACAAGAUGCUACUGUAUUAUUGCCGUUGGCAUCUUACUACUUUUCCAAAGGAGAUUACGAAACCGUGGAAAAGAUCAUUAAGAAGAUUGUGUAUAACAUAACUGGAGACGAUAACUUGACCAAGUUCAGCAACUUCACCAAGAUUUCCAAAUAUAACAGCAACAUAUUAUCGCAAUGUUGUACAUGGUUAGGACGUAUCCAAUUCACUAACAGUGAUUUCCUCCAAGCAUCGAAAUAUUUCCAAGAAGCAAUCAAGUUGAAUGAUACCAAUAUCGUGGCUAAGUUAGGAUUAGGUCAGGCUCAAUAUAAUAGAGGAUCUAUAGAAGAAGCUAUCAUGACAUUUGAAUCUAUCUUGAGAAGUAACAUGAAGUGUCUUGAAGUCAACUAUUCCCUUGGUAUAUUGUACUCGAAACAAUCUUCCAGAAGAAAGCAAGAAAUGGCCAUUCAAAUUCUUGAAAGAUAUGUUAGAUUGUCGAAUAAUAGAGGAUUAUCAUCUUCCAAGGAAGACCUGUCUGAAUUCUUGUUGAAUAAGGAACCAAUUUGUUUGAAUGCAUACUUGACCUUGAGUAAAUUAUACGAAUCCAGUGACGUUAACCAGCUGUUGAAUUACUUAAACAAAGCUAUAGAAUCAAGAAAACAUAUUAGUAAACCAGUGCCUUUGGAAGUAUACAACAACAUUGGGGUAUUCAAUUUCAUGAAGCAAAAUUAUGAUGAGGCAUCAAACAAUUUCCAAGUUGCGCUUGAUCAAUUAGAUGGGGCUGAAUUUAAGAGCCCUGAUGGAGAUUUAUUAAUUGACUUGCCUCAAGAUUUAAAGGUUUCAUUGACGUUCAACUUGGCCAGAUCGAAGGAAAUUUCCAAUAAGGAUGAUGCGUUAAAGAUUUACGAAACCCUUUUGCAAGAAUGUCCACAUUAUUUCUCGGCCAAAUUACGUAUCUUAUUCUUGAAUUGCAUUUUAGAAGAAGGUGGAUACACCAAACAAGAAAUCAAGACUGAAUUAGAGGCCUUGAUGAGUUCAAAUAGUUCCAACUUAGAAAUCAGAUCAUUUUACGGAUGGUUUAUUAAGAAUUUCGGGAAGAAGUUGGGAUUGCCUGCAGAUGCCGAUACCAAACAUCAAAAGGAUACUUUGGUUGACUACGAUUCUCAUGACUGUUAUGCUUUGAUCUCGUUAGCCAACAUCUAUUGUAUUAUGGCUAGAGAUGCCAAGGGUGAUAACGAAAAGAGAAAGAAGUAUUAUAUCAGAGCCAUUGAAUUAUUCACCAAGGUCAUAUCGGUUGAUCCUAAGAAUGUGUAUGCUGCUCAAGGGUUGGCUAUCGCUAAUAUUGAAAAUAAGGAAAGCAAUAAGGGAUUGGAUAUCUUGAGAAAAAUCAGAGAUUCAUUGAAUGAUAUUUCAGUGUAUUUGAACUUGGGUCAUGUUUUGACUGAAUUGAAGCAAUACGGUAAAGCUAUAGAAAACUAUGAAUUAGCAUUAGGAAGAUUCACUGAUGGUAAGGAUUCAAAGAUUCUUUCAUUCUUGGGACGUGCGUGGUAUUUACGUGCCCAAUCAGAGAACAACUUAUCAUUCUACCGAAGAUCGUUGGAAUACAGUAAAUUGGCAUUUGAAUGUAUUAAAGGAACAGGAUCUAAAUCUUCGAUCCGAUUCAAUAUUGCUUAUGUUCAUUUCCAAAUUGCUGAAUUUGUCACCAAACAACCAGUAUUCCAACGUAAGCUUGAAGAUAUUGAAGCAGCAAUCACGGGAUUAAAGGAAGGUAUUGAGCUUUUGAAUGAGUUGGCGUCUGACGAUGAAAAACAUCCACCUUAUCCAAAGGAAGAAUUGAGAGCUAGAGCCAAUUUGGGUACUACCACUUUGUUGAAUAGAUUGAAUGUUGUUUUUGAAGAAACUAAGGCAAGUAUUGCAGAAGUUGAACAAAAGUUGGAAGUUGCCAAGAAGCUCAGACAAGAAGAAGAAGAGGCCAAGUUGGAAGAAGAAAAACAAAGAGUGGCUGCUUUGAAAGAAAAGGAAGAGAAAUUGGCGCAAGAGCGUGCCUUGUUGCAAGAACAAGCACAGCAAUGGGCUGAAGAAGCUAGAAUGAAUGUUGAAGUUGAUGAAGAAAAUGAUGACGAUUUAUUCAAUGAAGAAUCUGCUGCUGCCGAUAAGAAGAGAAAGAGUAAACCUGCCAAGGGAGGUGACAAGAAAAAACAAAAGAAGACCAAGAAGAGGGCAAAGAAGAAUGUUGUUGAUGAUAGUGACGAGGAAGAAGCGGCUUCUUCCAGUGGUGGAGAAUCAGAUGCUGAAGAAAAUACCAAUAAUAAUGGCACACAAAAAGGCGGGAAGAAGAGCAAGAAACAGUUCAAGUCAAAUGAAUUCAUCAAUGACAGUGAUGAUUUAGAUGACGAUUUGUUUGGUGGUGAUGACGCCGAAGAAGAGGCUAAGCUCCUGCAAGAAGAAGAAGAAGAAGAAGAAGCCAAUAAUGGUGAUGAUGAAUAAACAAAAUUACAUUCUGUUGUGUUGUACUAUCUAUAAAUGUAUAUUAACUAAUUACACGUAUUACUCUUUUAACCAAUUUCGCAUUAACUUAUUACUCUCGCUUGUUUGCUUAAACAACUUCUUUUCAAACUCAUCCAAGGUGUAAAUAAAUUCGCUAUUAACUUGCUUAUUGACAUUGUUUGCAAAACUAUUGAUUUCAAACGACCUUUCCUUUAACAUAUUCAUGACAUUGUCUAUGAGCUGUUCGUCACUGAACAUCAGACACCAUUUUUCGAUUAAUUUGUAAUAAUGAGGUAACAAUUUAUGUAGGUCGACCGAAGUAGGAUUUGACUUUAUAGCAUUGACAACUUUGCUAUUUAUGAACUCAGGAUCAAUCAUAUCAAUGAAACUUUGUUGUGAUUCAUCCAGCACUAUACAAACUGCCAAGAUCUCUGCUAACCAAAAUGGCAAUUCAAUCUUGGUAUCUUUCUCGAUUGGCUUUCCAGGGUUACCUUGUAGAUAACCUAGUCCUGGAACAGUAAUAUUGAAUUUACAGGGUACUUUCUCCCCAUCGGCUAAUAUAUCGUCUAGAUCGUAGUAAUUGGACAUGUUGGUUACUACAAGUUCGGAGUUGUUUAUUAGGACGCCUUGUUUUGAUGAUAUUGGUUUGUAUAUGGAGAGGGAGUACGCGUUUUU
Messenger RNA from Spathaspora passalidarum NRRL Y-27907, 4089 nucleotides. RefSeq lists its product as uncharacterized. The transcript is spliced from 2 exons. Gene Ontology annotation, cellular component: Cdc73/Paf1 complex. The record is from RefSeq and is a predicted model, not a curated record. Gene Ontology annotation, molecular function: RNA polymerase II complex binding. NCBI's taxonomy places the organism in Eukaryota, Fungi, Ascomycota, Pichiomycetes, Serinales, Debaryomycetaceae. Gene Ontology annotation, biological process: regulation of DNA-templated transcription. Bases 1 to 3414 code for a protein of 1137 amino acids.